AUGAGCACAGCUGGAGAGGCGGCAUCACUUUUCAGUGCAGCAGAUCCUGGGGUCGACCCCUUUGCAACUGUCUUGGGCGAUGACAGAGCAGACGCGACCGCUCAUUCCGCUAGCUCAGACGAGGCGUCAGGCACUCGACAGUCCUUUGUCUCGUACAAUAAGCCCCAGGACAUCAGCGGCUUGGAUUCGUGGCACAACGCAGGCGCUGUUAGCCAUGGCUAUAGCUAUGGAACUCCCCCCCUCGCUGAUUCUAGCGUGGAUUAUACAAGUCUCGCGCACCAGCCACAAGCUGACAGUCGAUAUGCUCACUCGGGUCCACACCCUUCUUAUGAGCAAGCUCCCUCGCAGAAUUACACUGCGUAUUCCCCGUAUGGCCAAAGUCACCAGUUCUACGAUCCACGCGCUCAGAACGUUCAAACAUUCUCAUCCGCUACUCUCGCGCCAGAAACGACGCAACCCGUGACGCAAGUUACAUACGAACCGACUGGGCAGUCAUUGUCGAACGAUUACCGAUCCCUGUCCCCUGCUACACAAUCUUCCUACAAUCCCUACAAACCCGUUCGAACGACCACACCGAAACAAACAGUCACCCCCUCGACAUCACCGUAUGCUUUUGGGAAUAGUGUAAGAGCUUGUCAAUCGCCCGCUCUCGUACCUGCUCCAGCGCCUGCAUCGUCUACCCCUGCUCCCCCCUAUCGUCCGAAGACAUUCACUGCAUAUGAUCCUCCACUACCCCCACCAAAACAUCCACACUAUACGCCCUCUAUUCAUCCACAUCAUAUACCUCCGUUGGAGCAACCGUUGCAUUCAAGUCAAAGGCUCCUCUCUCCCCAGAGUCAUCCUCCUUCAAGGGCCACCAUCAUGCCACCACAAAAUGUGGGUGCAUCCAAUCCCUACGGUAACCCAAUGCUUCGGUCAGGCGGAUCUGUUUUGACCGAACCAUUACAUCAUGAUACUUGGGAGCAUCUCGCUGUCCCAAGUGAUCGUUACGCACCUGCCGAACAUGACCAGAUUCGGCAGUUGUAUGGUCAGGAUCACAACGCCCCAUCUAUAGCCGAAGGUGGCCGCGCAGAGUUGAAUUAUAUAUAUAGCGACACUGCUCCACUCGCGGGUACAGUCGACGAAGCACCUUACUUAACGGAGAGGACCAUGUCCGCCCCUUCGUAUAGCGCAGCAGUGCAGGCUCCUCCCAACGGACAUGUGUGGUCGAACGACCGGGAACAAGAUACCUUGAUUCCUCAGACUCAUUACCUGGAUAACGUCGGGGAGGCUGCUCCUCCCCCUUUCCCGCACAGGAUUGGAUCAUCCGCAGCGAGCGUUUACAAUCGUCACAACCCAGAUAGUCACCACCGUUAUGACCUUGUUAAUACUUCCGUGCCGUCAACGAGUGCGUCACAUCAGUGGAAUGGUACUACUGUUUCCGCAGCUGCAGAGUGUCCUCCUGUUCACAAUGGGGAGAGUGUCCGACAGACGUCCACAGCGGCUCAUUCACCUGAAAGAGCCAAAUCACCUGGGAGUGCAUCCGUACGCUCUUGGAAGAGCACUGCAUGCACAGAUACGCUGGACAGGGUGCAUCCGGUCCAACGACUGUUCUCGCCUCUCAUUGGAACUACUUCUCGUAGUCCCCCACUAGUCACCGCCGCGAACAGAACGACAUCCUCAUCAUCUGGAUCUGUGAAAUCACUCAAAGGUCCAUCCACUACUUCUGCGGACCCGUACGCUCCAUCAAGCCAGGAAACGACAACUCGUCGUGGCCGGUCGAUUUCCAAUGGCUCUGCGUAUUCCUCAACGCCUAGUGACCCGUAUGUAUCUUCCAGGAAUCACCGUCCGCAGCCGAGUGAUAGCUCCAGUCAAGCGAGCAUCACAUUGCAGUAUAACGGUUCUCUUCCUCUGGAACGCGGCACUACCUCUCGACGCCCCACACUUAGCCAUGAUCGUGCUUCAGGGCAAGUAGUAACCCUUUCUUCUCCCGCGCACACAGUGUACGCACCUUCUCCGUCAUUGCUGGGAACCAAUGAUCCUCUUGGACGAACAUCCGUUCGGGUACCAGUCAUUAGUUUUGGAUUUGGAGGAAGAUUGGUUACAUGCUUCCACGGCUCUUCGUCUUUGCAUACCGGAUUCGACGUCGCACUUUCAUCUCGGCCAACAACCGAUAUUAAGUUUCGUGUGCUGCACAAUGUGAUUCCUCAGUCAGCUUUGGAUACAUCGGCUGCCGUCUACCCUGGCCCUCUGUAUGCUGACCCGGGUGCACCUACAGCCGGUCUAGUACGUUCUGGCGCUGCCACGCAGACAAAGACGAAGAAAACUAGUGUAAUGAAGUAUCUGGACGAACGCGCAGAUGAGAUCUCACGAGGGAUUGGGUACCUUCAUCACGAAAGUCCUGAGGGGAGAAGAGCAGAAGCCAAGCAUACGCUGAUGAAGGUACUGAAAGUGAUGGUAGAACAUGAUGGUCACCUCUGUGGCAGCUCACAAGUUGACGCAGCGGUUCGAGCCGCUUUGGUUCCCCGCAUGGCCGCUCCCUGUUCGUCAGCAGAUGUAUUGAGUGAUUCAUCAAGUCUGGUCGAUAUGCGUGCACCAUCGUCUGACAUCUCCUCGAUGCCAUAUCCUGUACUAGCGUCCUCUGUACAGGAUGCUAAUGACCCUACUCUUGCUGUGAACACACUGCGUUCGUCAAACUUAGACAAGAUUCAGGAGCUACUCGUUCGUGGUGAUCGUCGUGCCGCGUGUCACUAUGCUUCUGACCAGAGACUAUGGGCACAUGCGAUGGUCAUAGCAAGCAGUAUUGACAAGGACGCCUGGAAAGAAGUUGCCACUGAAUUUGUGAGAACCGAGUUGUCGUCCCGAGAUAUAGGAAGAUCCGGUGAAUUCUCUCGUUCAGAACACAGCAAGUCUGUCCCUUCAAGUGGUAGGGAGGCACUCCGAGUGGCGUAUAGUCUCUUCGCCGGGCAGGGGCCGGCAUCAGUUCAAGAGUUGUUACCCCCCAAGCCGCUCGUCCACAGUGCACCGACACUUCAGAUACCUCGUUCAGCUUCCUCCGUCACUCCGAUAUCUCCCAAUUUUCCAGGUAGUGCAGAGAUUAUGAAUCUUCCCGUUGAAGUAAUGUCCAAAUGGGCUGACACUGCAGCAAUGAUUAUUUCCAAUCCUAUGACUGCUGAAUCGUCAUCAACGCUGACGGCUCUCGGAGAUCAGCUGGCUGCCAACCAGUGGUUCGAAGCAGCACACGUUUGUUAUCUACUCUCGCUGCAGACAUCUCCUUUAGGUGGUAUUGGCAGCUCCUGUCGGGUGAUUUUACUCGGUUCUCCGGGACCACAGGCUUCUCCAAUCUUUGCGAAGGAUCCUGACCCUAUCAUCUUCACGGAGAUCGCUGAAUUUGCAUUGUCACUGGCCACUCCUGCUAAAGGGCAGGAUGUGUUUACUGGCUUGCCUCACUUACAGCCAUACAGGUUGGUGCGAGCGAUGUGUCUAGCGGAGAUGGGCCAUGUCCAACUAGCGACCAGGUACUGUGAAGCUAUCUCCAAUUCUCUUUCCCGGAACUCGCCUUACAUCAACUCAACAUUCGUUGAGCAAUUGAAGGGCCUUUCUGACAGACUGGUUGCGGCUCCCCAGACGGAUAAGUCAGGUUCAUGGAUCGGUUCCAAAAUGAGCAAACCAAGCCUUGAUAGCAUCGGUGUGUGGUUGGAAGGUCGCUUUACCAAGUUCAUUGCCGGCGAAGUUGACACCUCUCCUCGAGCGGAACACACCGCUGAGACCGCCCAUCAGCGUACUUUCAGCGGACCGUUCGCACACUACAGUACCAUCUCGUCUACCACAAGCUCCACUAUCCCGUCUCCUCAACAGUCGAAGAUGGAUCUCAGGGAGGCAGCUAAUGCGCCUCCCUUCCGCACGGGUUCUGCCGCUGAGUGGUGCUCACCGCCAUCAACCGUACAGAUAAAUCGCGCAGCAUCUGCGAUGGAGUAUAUUCGCCCGAUCAACCGGACUGCAUCACCUAUACCCCGCGUCUCUUCAGCUAGUGCAGCGACAAACACCUUCACAGAUCCUUCGCUCUAUGGUCAAGCGCUGAAGAACGGACAAUCUGUUGAUAAUGUUUUCAGGCAUGAUCCGAAUCAGUCCAAGGUGGACCAGCCCAAUGUUGUCAGUGAUAACACAACAGUUGGACAACCUGAGUAUGGUGCAUGGUGGGGCUCUUCGGAGUCUAGUGUUCCAACACCGACUGCAUCCUCUUUCGUGCGAGUUUCUGACAGUUCGUCGCAGUCGUCCCAAUUUAUCUCACUGAUGGAUGACUCUUCAAACUCGCUUACUCCUGUUACCGCGCAACAGCGUUCGAACUUAGGAAGACAUGACACUUGGGAGUCCUUCGCAGAAGAAGAUGAGGAUGACCUUGGUUUAGGCAAUAGUGGUACUGCUCGUGAGAAGCGUGCGUCGAUCAGUGAUGAGCAGGCUGGCGAACCUGCCCAUGAGGCUGCAGGGAAAUCAAAGUUUGAAGCUCCAGAGAAACCUGAACUGAAAACAUCUUCAUCUGGGUCUUGGUUCAGUCGUAUCUGGAGACGCGAGACAACACCUGCACCUAUCAAGGCUAACCUUGGAGAGCAGACUUCCUUCUACUACGACCAGGAGCUCAAGCGUUGGGUGAACAAGAAUGCGAAUGCGGAAACAGCGAAGUCUGCGCCACCGCCACCUCCGUCUCGCGCACAGACCGCGUCACCAGGGAGGGCGAGCGGCACAUUUCCUACGGGUUCAAUGCCCCUUCCUCCGCCGGCGCGCCCUGCAACCGCUAAUGCAAUUGAUCUGGGUGCCCAGCUUCCACCCCGAAGGCCUCCCCCACGAGCGCGGUCGAAUCUUGUGCCGACGGACUCAGAAGGUGGCUCAGCACCAUCUACUCCUACGUCUGCUACGAUAUCUAGUGCACAUGGAGGUGGACCGCCACCACUCUCCUCUUCACGGGCGAGAAUGCAGGCAAAACGGGCUGUGCGCAGUCGGUAUGUGGACGUAUUCCAGCAGCAGACUGAGAACACAUAG
Sparassis crispa is the source of this 5016-nucleotide messenger RNA. RefSeq lists its product as hypothetical. The record is from RefSeq and is a predicted model, not a curated record. The transcript has 9 exons. Lineage: Eukaryota; Fungi; Basidiomycota; Agaricomycetes; Polyporales; Sparassidaceae. Gene Ontology annotation, cellular component: endoplasmic reticulum exit site; ER to Golgi transport vesicle membrane. Gene Ontology annotation, biological process: COPII vesicle coat assembly; autophagy; Golgi organization. The coding region runs from base 1 to 5016 and encodes 1671 amino acids.